Messenger RNA from Rhagoletis zephyria (snowberry fruit fly), 428 nucleotides. RefSeq names its product splicing factor 3b subunit 5 (gene Sf3b5). NCBI's taxonomy places the organism in Eukaryota, Metazoa, Arthropoda, Insecta, Diptera, Tephritidae. Gene Ontology annotation, biological process: mRNA splicing, via spliceosome. The record is from RefSeq and is a predicted model, not a curated record. Gene Ontology annotation, cellular component: precatalytic spliceosome; U2 snRNP.
UAAUAAUAUUUGUAAAUUUUGUGGGACAGAACUUUGACAAAAUUGGUAUAUUUGCUAGCAAAAAGCGACAUAUCCGUUUUCCCUUACUUAAAAAAAACUAUAUUAAAUAUGGGUGAAAGGUAUAACAUCCAUAGCCAGUUGGAACAUUUGCAAAGUAAAUACAUCGGUACUGGGCAUGCAGACACAACAAAGUUUGAGUGGCUCACCAAUCAACACCGGGACUCCCUCGCUAGCUAUAUGGGACACUACGACAUGUUGAAUUAUUUCGCUAUUGCAGAAAAUGAGUCCAAAGCCAGAAUCCGAUUUAAUUUAAUGGAACGCAUGUUACAGCCGUGUGGACCACCGCCAGAGAAAGCAGAAGACUAGUUUACUUACAGAAUGUUUGAUUUUUUACUGAAUAAAUUUUGGAUUAACAAGAAAGGAAAUAA